Molecule: messenger RNA, 3502 nt
Organism: Polyodon spathula (Mississippi paddlefish)
Lineage: Eukaryota; Metazoa; Chordata; Actinopteri; Acipenseriformes; Polyodontidae
Product: excitatory amino acid transporter 1-like
Exons: 10
Coding region: 309-1913 (534 amino acids)
Biological process (GO): D-aspartate import across plasma membrane; L-glutamate import across plasma membrane; L-aspartate import across plasma membrane
Cellular component (GO): plasma membrane
Molecular function (GO): glutamate:sodium symporter activity; neutral L-amino acid transmembrane transporter activity; L-glutamate transmembrane transporter activity
Source: RefSeq, a predicted model, not a curated record
UUCCAGUAGCGUUGUUUCUCCCAGAUUUGAGUUGGCAAUCUCCUCCCUCUUUUCUAAGUUAGUGUGUGAGACGAUCUCUACUCUGUCAGAGCACAUGCACUCUCCCUUGCUCUGCACACCAUCUCUCACAGACUGUGUGCUGUCCUUGGCUCCUACAAGUCUCAACAAUUUAUUUCAACAACCCACCGACUACAGGCUUUCUCUUCAUCGAGCCAAAACAAAAAGUGUUUAUCAGGGGUUAACAGAUCUGGUGUUCGGAGUUUGAGGCAGUUUUAAGUAACUGAAGAGGUUCCAGGUACAACACAUCAAUGACUCAGAGUAACGGAGAUAACCCCAGAUCCCGGAGCAGGAUGGAGCAGCUCCAGGAGAGAAUCAGAACGCGCUCGCUCAGGGCAAAGAAGAAAGUUGAAAGUAUCACAAAAGAUGACGUCAAAGGCUUUUUGAAAAGGAAUGCCUUCGUGCUCUUUACCAUUACUGCUGUCGUUAUUGGUAUAUUUCUUGGCUUUUCUCUCCGAUCAUAUAAAAUGUCCUAUCGUGAAGUGAAGUACUUCUCCUUCCCUGGGGAGCUGCUCAUGCGCAUGCUGCAAAUGCUGGUCCUGCCCCUCCUGGUGUCCAGUCUGAUCACAGGAAUGGCAGCCCUCGACAGCAAAGCCUCUGGAAAGAUGGGGCUUCGAGCUGUGGUGUACUACACGUCGACUACAGUCAUCGCUGUCUUCAUUGGGAUUGUAAUGGUCCUCAUCAUCCAUCCGGGGAAGGGGUCAAAAGAUGAGUUUAAAAACCAAAAGAAAAUCCAGCAGAUCAGCCCUGCAGAUGCCUUUCUGGAUCUGAUCAGAAACAUGUUCCCUCCUAACAUUGUACAAGCUUGCACACAACAGUUUAAAACGCAGUAUGCGAAGAGAGUGGUCCAAGUAACUGUGACAGUAAAUGAAUCGCUCUUCAACCUCACAAACAGCACUCAGGAAAUAUUAAAGGAAGAAAUGAUUCCCAUACCUGGCUCAGUGAAUGGUGUAAAUGCAUUGGGUUUGGUGGUGUUCUCUAUGUGCUUUGGUCUAAUCAUCGGCAGCAUGAAAGAAAAGGGGCAAGCACUCAAAGACUUUUUCGACUGCCUCAAUGAAGCUAUCAUGAAACUGGUGGCAAUAAUCAUGUGGUAUGCUCCCAUUGGAAUCCUCUUCUUGAUCGCUGGAAAGAUUGUUGAGAUGGAUGAUAUAAGUACGGUUGGUGGACAGCUGGGAAUGUACACAAUAACAGUUAUUAUUGGAUUGAUGAUUCAUGCCAUUUUUGUCCUGCCAACACUCUAUUUCGUUGUGACACGUAAAAACCCCUUUGUGUUUAUUGGCGGAUUGAUUCAGGCACUGAUCACCGCUCUGGGAACAUCCUCCAGCUCUGCAACACUGCCUAUCACAUUUAAAUGCCUGGAAGAGAACAAUAAAGUGGACAAGCGUGUCACCAGAUUUGUGCUGCCAGUAGGAGCCACCAUUAACAUGGAUGGCACAGCACUGUAUGAGGCUCUGGCUGCCAUUUUCAUUGCUCAGGUUAAUGGAUUGGAUUUGAGCUUUGGGCAGAUCCUCACAAUCAGCAUCACAGCAACAGCUGCCAGUAUUGGAGCAGCAGGAAUCCCCCAGGCUGGGCUGGUAACCAUGGUGAUCGUGUUGACCUCUGUAGGGCUCCCCACAGAUGACAUCUCACUUAUUAUUGCAGUAGACUGGUUCCUUGACCGCCUGCGUACUACCACCAAUGUCUUGGGUGAUUCCAUUGGCGCUGGAAUCGUGGAAUACCUUUCCAGACAUGAGCUACGGAAAGAUGUCGAAAUGGGUAACUCAGUGGUUGAAGAGAACGAAAUGAAGAAACCAUACCAACUGAUUUCCCAGGAAAACGAGAAUGAAAAGCCUUUAGACAGUGAAACCAAGAUGUAGUUUUUGUUUUAAUUUUCUAGUUUUUUUGGGAGGGAGCGGGGUUGUUUACAGGUUAGGUGUUAGGGUUUUCCCAAGGUCCAUGUUUUAAUAUCACUUGUCUCAUUUGUGAAACAUUCAUAAGGAUUUGAGGUUACAAAGAGCUAUGAAAAACAAAUGCUGAAAGUGUACAUUAGGUUGUGAGUGUUAGUCCUAGACACUAUGGUCAUAGCUAAUGGAGUGGUUUUGUUCUGUCAAGUUUAAUUCUUGAGAGAUUCUCGGAUUUGUUUUUUCAAGUAUUCUAGAUUAACAUUAAAUUGUCUAAUUUAGAAGUAUUGUGGGUUGUUUUUGUUUGUUUCCAUAAGUGCCAGGUGAAUAAUAUAAUACUAGUGUUAACAUGACAUUUUGUUUUGUGUUUUUAUCAAGAGGCUAAAAUGUUUCCAUUGUUUAAUAUUGUUUUGUGCAUGUUCAUGACUGAAAUGAGUUAACAGAAAAGUGUAACAUUUCUAUUUUUUAAUUAUUUCCCAAAGCACAAGCAUUUUCUGCUUCUUGCUGAAAACAAUUUGCCAUUAUACGAUUGUCACUACUAGGAGUUCUGCCAUAUGACAUCAUUUAAAGCUAUGGUGAUUAUCAUUACUGUAUUAAAUGUGGGGUUGGAUAUAAGGGAGGGGUCGUAUCAGUUAGGAAGGAAGUACUUGAGGUAGGUUGAAGAAGGUUGCGAGGGAACUGGAUAAUUGAGGUUAAGGGUAGGGGUUGCAUGAAGUUGAUGCUUUUUAUUAUUUUCGAAGCCCUGGCGUAAUUGAAUUUUCAUUCAAAAGGAUUAAUGUCAGUGCUUCCUGCCAAACAACAACAACAACAAAAAAACCUGAAUGUUCUAAUUGACAAAUUCUCUUUAGGCAUUGAAGAGAGUUUUUAUUUCUGGGUAAACUUGAUAAGGGUUUUUUUUUUUAAUACAUUUUCAGUUUUAUUUUAAGAAUUUGAAUUCAGUCAUGGUGUUUUUAUAUAUUUAAGAAGGCUACAAUUUACCUACAAAUUCUCCCAUGUUGUGCUUCUAUCAUCAUUUGAGGAAAGAAAAAAAAAUAACAGCUUAAAAGCACUUUCGAAUCUUCAAGUACAUGCAAUUUUUUUUUUAUAUUGACCUGUAACUGUUGUCAAUUGUUUAUUUUGUCACCAGUAGUAUAGGUAAACAGUGCCUUUUAACAGCUAUGGUAAUUUAAAUAGAAGUCUUUUAAUUAUACAUUUAUUUGGCUUACAAAAUAUCUAGAUUGUAGAAAAUAAUUUUUAUACAGAAAAUGAUAUAGAUAAUUUGUGUACAAAACAUUAACUUCUAGGAUACGUGGAAUAAUGGUUUACUUGUGCCACUGUGCUGUAAAACUGCUGAAAAGACAUGGUCUUUAUUUUGAUAACCUAAUAUCCUUCCAUGACAUCACUUGACAAAAGCAAAUUGUAGCACAAUGUGUUAUGAUUGUAUGACAACUAACUAAUGGAAACUAUGAUUAUUGUUUGAUAUUGACUGUCAGGCUUGUAUGUAAAUGCAGCACAUGUGAUUUGAUAUAAAAAGGUUAGAUUCGUCUCCAGUAAAUAUAGUUUUAAAUAAAAAAAUUAAAUGAAAA